AUGGCCAAGAGGAAGAAGUCGGUGGCGACGCGGUUGGACGAGGUGGAUCGGACAAUGUAUUCCACCUUCUGCAGCGCCGCCAAUUCCCUGUCCCUGCUGUACACGCAGGCCAUGAACCAGCAGAAGGUCACCUUCCAGGCUGGUGAGCGGCACGCCGUGGUGCGUUAUGCGUCUCGUCUCUCCGCUUCACUGUUUUCUGCCCCCUGUUCGACGUAAUUAUUCAGAUAUUUUCUGUUUUUUUGGACGCGAGUGCCCAUUCCUCGCUGCGGGGGGCUUCUCUGAGCCGACUACGAUUUUUUUUUUAUUUCCCAUGUUGAGAUUCCUUCAUUAGAUCCCAUUUAUCUGCCCGAUUGUAAUCGGCCGUUUCUAUAGUGGUUAGCUUGCCGCUCCCCUUCCCCGUUCCUGUUGUUGCUCACCGGGUUCUUCAUCUUCUCUUCUCUCCCGUUCUCGUUCUACUACCCACGGUGCCUCUCAAUUCGACUUCUCCGUCGUUGUCAACUCUCUCUGUCUCCAGUGAUUAUGUGGAUGGCGCUGCCGCUGCUUCAGGAUUUCUCUUAUUACGUUUUGAUUGAUUGAUGCUUUUGCAACCUCCGUUUGCUAGAACAUCAUUAUCUUCUUCUACUUCUUCUUCAUCCUCCAUACUCCGUUGUAUGGAAUAUCAGUCUAAUGUGAUUAAUGAUAGUUUAACCAGUCAUUACAGAGGAUAUUAGAAUAAACGCAAGGAUCCUUUUGUCACCCAAAACAAGUUGAGACUACAUUAUUUAUCGAAAAUAUGUUGGAUUUUCGAAUUAAAUACCCGAAAUUCUUCCUGGGAUUUCCCCUCAAGUUUUUUCCGACAGCCAUACCAGUUCCAUUCCCAAUUUCUUGGGUCUCUUUGUAUCAGAUUCGAUUGGUUCUAUGAUUGGCUCUUCUCACGCUUCGAAUUAUUUGAUGCGAUUUUUACCGCUAUUUUUUUUACAUUUUAGUUUCUAAUAAUGUCUCUCAGAGUUUUCUUUUCGAUACAGUAAAAUGGCCUCCCAUGCCGGAAAAAUUCAUACCCUUAAACUGUCAUGUAAUAUUAAUAGCCCAACAGUUGUCUCAUUCGAUCUUUGAAUCUUUGAAUCUCCCCCACCGUUCAUGUUUCACACAAAAAAAUCUUCGUUGCAUAGAACACUUGACAGAAGAAAGUAUUUGGGCCCAACUGCGCACAGAAAAUCACCAAGAAUGCUUCAUAAAUGGUUUCAUAUAGUUUGACAGUCAGAUAUUGAUCAUCAUCUCGGUUAAAAAGUUCAUUAUUUUUUUGCCAAUCAUCGUCGGUAAAUCACAUAAAACCUCUACAUCCAAUCCAUUUUGAGGUUAAAUUGAAAUCAUGAUCUGAUAUUGGUUAAAAACUACAAACCGAUUCACCCUAAUCUAAUCAUAAGCCACAUGGAUCGAGUACCUAUUAUUUUAUUGUUCUAGUAUUGCAUUUGUGGAAUACCCAGACAAACAAAUAGCUUUAGCUUUAGGUUUGACGGUCACUCUGUUAUACAUUUCAGUACGAGUGUUAACCUCAUCCUUCACACAGGACUAGCUAGGAGCCUUGAUUUUUUCUUCAUCCUGGUGAAAUGUGGCUAUCUAUAGACCUUAAUACUGUGUGUUAAAAUCCCAACGUAUUAGUUAAUCUUGAUGGGUUAGCUGCUGCGUUUUUUCUACAUCUUUUAUUUUUUUAAUUUUUUUUCACCUCAUUAUCUGAUGGAGCGAUGGGAUUUUUUGUGAAGAACGGUGGAGAAUUAAUGUGAUUCCGAUGAAAGUCCAAUGCUUUGUUGGUUGAGGGUAGGAGUUGGCUCGUCUAUGAUAUAGUUUGAAUGAUAUGGUUGCAUUCAGCCGAACUGCGACGGUUCAUCUGGUUGAAGCUGUAAUGGCGCAUGACUACACCGAACGGAAUUCCACCAGGCUGCCGGAUCUGCCAUGUUUAAAUUUUUUUUCUUCAAGAUUUGACUGGCAGAAUCAGUGGACCCAGCAGAGGGAUUGCAGCCUUUUCAAAUAGGAAUGCUGAUUUAUUUUUUUUAAAUCACAAAAUAGGAAUCCAGGAAAAAUAGAAAGAACAGCACAAUAGCUAAUUGCAUGUUCCUAGCCGUUGACAUGAUACACAGUCUUCUAUAUAUAUACAGGAAGAGAUAAAUUGCACGAUUUGUGCAUGUUAAUUGUGAAUUAUCAUGUCGGUAAUUUGGUGGAUCAAGGGUUUGACAUACAAUGGAUUUUGAUGUAAUCUUGGAUGCGAUGUGGUCAAGAGAUGAAUUUGAAGGAUCUUGUCGGUGCUUCCAUUAUCAGAUCAAGAGAAGCUCUCAGGAAGCCUAAAUGAUUCCUUCCGGUGUUGCAUGAAAAGUUUGGAUGGAUGAAAUGAAAUCCCUCAAUCUCUCUGUUUGGUAUCUUCAUUGGGUUCUUCCAAAAUUUCUUGAACAAUUCCAGAGAUACCAUAAUGAUUGUGUUACUGAGAGGAAAACCAAAAUCUCAAGAGCAAUGGCUAGAGAACCUUGACAGCUUAAGAAGCCUGCUUUAGACAAAUAUCUCUUCUUCUUCUUCUUUUUAAAUUGGGCAUUUUAAAAAAUAGCAUUUAUAGCAUUUUCCACUAUGUUUUAAUCUAAUAUAUUCAUGCUUGUCCUUUGCAACCAGAAUUUAUCUGCCGAGCAUUUGUAUAUCUUUAUGGGCUUAAACAGUAUUAAUUUUAAUGAUCUUGUCAGCCACUUUUCUCUUAUUCCAUUUAACAUUAUCUUUUAAUGAUUUAUUUGUGCUCAUCUGUAUGAAUUUGAGGAACACGUGAUUGGUAUUACACCGUUAUCAGGAAUGAAUAUCUUUUUUUAUAUAAUAUAUAUUAUUUUUAUUUUUAUUUUUAUUUUAAUUCUGACGAGCUGGGGAUCAUAGACCAAAUCAUGGAUUUUCUUAGGACCUACCUCGUAAUCCUUUUUUCUGUGCAGGAGAAGGUCUAUAGCUGGAUCUUGAGUCAGCAGGAGCAAGGAGGAAGGUUGACGGUUGCGGACAUACUUGCUUACCUGCAGGUUGUGCCCGUUGACUUCUCCCCUCAAACAGCUCCGUGGCCAUAAUCUCGUUGACUUAGCCAAUCUGAUCCAUGAAUUCCGGUACUGAUACCCUCUUUCUGAUUUUUCUGACCCUUGCCGCCCUGGUUCUCGCAGAACGAGCUGGACUACGGCGGAGAGGACCCCUCCAUGUCCCCGAGACUGCCGUCGCAGCCCGCCGUGCACCUCGCGGGCUCGAACUUCCCAGCCGCCCCCGCCUCCGCCGGCCAGCUCGGCCCCCGCGGCGGCCAGCUGGACCAGGCCAAGAACUCGGCCGUCUUCUCCAACGCGCUCUCCAGCCCCGUCCGCCGGAGCCUCCAGCCCUACCACCUGGCCCAGUCCGGCGGGUUCUGCACCGGCCACGUGGCCGGGCUGCGGGCCAACGAGACAGCCCGAGAAGCAGACACCUCCAUGGACAUGCACUCCGACCCCGAGCCCUACCCGUGA
Spirodela intermedia is the source of this 3482-nucleotide messenger RNA. NCBI's taxonomy places the organism in Eukaryota, Viridiplantae, Streptophyta, Magnoliopsida, Alismatales, Araceae. The record is from the annotation of a GenBank genome assembly.